UUAAUCUGAAGAUUCUGAACUCUUCGGUUGGCUCUACCCAAGAUAUACAUAUAUGGUAUAUCUCUCCCCUCUAAAACCUCGGUUUUAUUCUACUUUCUAACUCUAUUAUUAAGGCAUAUAUAUAAAUAGAUGUAUUGAUGGGGCGAGAUAUGUAGUUGGGCUUGACCUCCCAAAGAAUCAACGGAGCGGAUCACCACACCGGGAGCAAAUGGAGAAAUCGAUCGUCCUAAGGUGUCGAAGUCCAUUAUGGUUCGUCAUCUCUACCGCCUUUGUCUUUUGGUGCUUCUUAUUUUACUUCAAUUCUUCGGCUUUAAGAAGUAGCGGGAACGAGUACCUGUACGCGUUCCUCUUCCGAGGUUCGAAACUAUUGCUUGUUGCAGACAACAAUCACGUCGAACCUGUAAAUCAACCAUUUCUAAUGGAUGAUAGAGUACAACCUGUUGUCCAAUUACCCGGUACAGUGGAUUUGUCUGAACACUCCAGAGAAGAUGAGCCUGUUAAGGAACCAUCUAUCGCUCAAGAGAGUACUGGAAUACAAGCUGUAAGCAGAGUAACGAUCAUAGAGAAUGUCGAAGCAAAGUCUUCCAGCAACGUAUCUUCUGCAGAGGACAGGGUGGAUCAGCCGGGUGACAAAGCAGAUUCCGAUACGUGCUCAGGUCGCUACAUUUAUGUAUACGAUCUCCCUGGUCGUUUCAAUGCUGACAUUCUCAGGGACUGUCUGUCCCUGAAUCUAUGGACUGACAUGUGCAAGUACCUGGCAAAUUUCGGACUGGGUCCCCAGCUCGCCGACUCUGGAAGGGUCUUCUCCAGCACGAGUUGGUAUGCCACGGAUCAAUUCUCGUUGGAUGUGAUCUUCAAUAGCAGGAUGAAACAAUACGAGUGCUUAACAAAUGAUUCGUCCUUGGCUUCUGCAAUCUUCGUACCCUUCUAUGCGGGUCUUGACGUUGGCCGUUACCUUUGGCGGUACAAUACCUCGGUGCGUGAUUCCACUUCUCUUGCUCUUAUGAAGUGGCUAGCAGAGAGACCCGAAUGGAAGGUUUUGGGGGGACGAGAUCACUUCCUGCUUGCAGGAAGGACCACGUGGGACUUCAGGAGGAUGACAGAAGAGGACUCUGGUUGGGGCAACAAGCUCAUGUUCUUGCCUGAAGCCAAGAACAUGACUAUGUUAGUGAUUGAAUCGAGCCCUCUUCACAGGAAUGAUUUCGCGAUACCUUACCCAACAUUUUUCCACCCUAAAAGAGAUGAUGAGGUCUUUCAAUGGCAGAACAGGAUGAGGAGGGUUAAGAGGCGUCACUUGUUUUCUUUCGUAGGUGCCCCACGUCCCAGUCUUUCAGGGUCGAUACGGGGGAAGAUUAUCGACCAAUGCCUAUCUUCAAAGGGGAAGUGCCGGUUGUUGAAUUGUGACGCUGGGUGGAAGAGUUGCCACAGCCCAAGUAGUGUGAUGAAGAUGUUCCAGAACUCUGUCUUCUGUUUACAACCACCUGGAGACUCGUAUUCUCGGAAAUCGGCGUUUGAUUCGAUGUUGGCUGGCUGUAUACCAGUCUUCUUCCAUCCAGGGUCUGCAUACGUGCAGUAUUUGUGGCAUUUGCCCAAGGAUUAUACAAAAUACUCUGUAUUUAUCUCGGAGAAUGAUGUUAAAGAAGGGAGGGUCAGCAUAAGGGAGAAGCUGCUUCAGAUUCCUAAUGAGGAGGUGAGAGCUAAGAGGGAGGAAGUGAUACGGUUGAUUCCAAGACUGAUAUAUGCAGAUUCAAGGUCAAGAUUGAAGACCACUGAAGAUGCCUUUGAUUUAACCAUCAAGGGAGUGAUUGACAGGGUUGAUAGAAUCAGAAAGGAGAUCAGCGAUGGGGUCAACUCUGAUAUAGAUUAUCCAGAAGUGUACACCUGGAAGUAUAAUUUGUUUGGGACGGUGGAGAAACAUGAUUGGGAUCCUUUCUUCCCUAGCUAAAAAAACAAAAAAGGUAACAAGGAAUAUCGUGCAUACCGAAACACUUUUCCAGUUCUUAUAUUGGUUUGGUGAGUUUGUUUAUGAAUUGUAUCUAGAAAUCAACAUUGGAUCCAGUCGUAACUCGUAAGUGUUUCUCUGUAAGGAAGGGUUAGAUUGGUAAUACCACUAGAGGGUGU
Messenger RNA from Nelumbo nucifera (sacred lotus), 2121 nucleotides. RefSeq names its product xyloglucan galactosyltransferase MUR3-like. The record is from RefSeq and is a predicted model, not a curated record. Lineage: Eukaryota; Viridiplantae; Streptophyta; Magnoliopsida; Proteales; Nelumbonaceae. Gene Ontology annotation, molecular function: glycosyltransferase activity.